CCAGCUGAGAUCUCGAUCUGUUGCUCCAUCCCGAAUUCACUUCCCGGAGCCGGCAGCUAAACCCUAGGUCCGGUCCACCGCCAUGGCGCCGACACGCUCGGUCGCGCUCCUCUGCGCCCUCCUCCUCGCCGCUUUCUGCACCUCCUCCGCUGCGUCCGACGCGCCCUUCCUCGUCGCGCACAAGAAGGUGGCGCUCACCCGCCCCAAGCCAGGCGUCGAGCGCCUCGCCGUCUCACUAGACCUCUACAACCAGGGAUCCGCAACUGCCUAUGAUGUUACCAUUAAUGAUGACUCGUGGCCAAAGGAAGUGUUUGAACUUGUCUCUGGAGAGGUCUCAAAGACUUUGGAAAGGCUUGAGCCUGGUUCCACUGCUUCACACGCGUUUGUCUUGGAGACCAAAGCACAGGGCAGGUUCCAAGGUUCACCCGCCGUCAUCAAGUACCGUGUUCCCACAAAGGCUGUGCUUCAGGAGGCCUAUUCAACUCCCAUCCUCCCUCUGGACAUUCUUGCCGAAAGACCUCCAGUGCAGAAGUUUGAGUUUGUAUGUAAUCCUGUGAAUCUUCAUUCUAUUCUGCUCUGCCUGCUUAAUAAUUCUAAUGUACUUGUGCUAUUCUGUGGGUGGCGUCGACACUCUUGCUCUGGAAUUCCUCUCGCGUGCUGUUCAGGCUAAGAAACUCGUGGCGAAAUACGGUGCGCUGGUGUCCGUUGUCUCCUUCGUGCUAGCUUUCAUCUACCUUGUCGCGAGCCCGUCGAAGUCCGGUGGGGCGAAGGCAGGCAAGAAGAGACGUUGAUCUAUCAACAUCCAUUGGUUCUGCCGUUUCUUAGCUGGUCCUCUGUCUGGAAAUGGAUGAGGCUCUUUAAUAGACUGAAUCUGUGAAGUUAUUAUGCCUUCUGAGACUGUAAUGAAGUGACUAUGCAGCACUGUGACACUUGUUUCUGCUUAUUUGUUCUCAGCAACUUGACAACCCAGAGGAGAGGACUUAGAAACCCUUUUGGUUCUGCUGCUAUGUUUUUUUUGUGUAUCAGGUUCUUUAGCUACCUUUGAGACUGUACUGAAGAGACUAUAUAGUAAAAUUUUGACGUAAUUUUGGUUACUUAUCUUUCA
This is a messenger RNA of Lolium perenne, 1105 nucleotides long. RefSeq lists its product as uncharacterized. The record is from RefSeq and is a predicted model, not a curated record. Gene Ontology annotation, cellular component: endoplasmic reticulum. Lineage: Eukaryota; Viridiplantae; Streptophyta; Magnoliopsida; Poales; Poaceae.